GAGAGAGGGAGAGACAGAGAGAGAGAGGGAGAUGGGAGAAAACAGAGACGUUACAAAACCACAAAGUGCUGAGCAGACGGUUCCUGCCGGAAGGAGGAGGAGCUGCAGGAGGUUCUGUACACUCGGCCGGUCCGAUUCCUCCAGCGACAGACCGAAGAGACGCUUCGUCUCGCUCGUCUCCAGGUGUUCAACAGCUCCAGAAACUGAAGACAGAAGAACGUCUCCGCCAUGUUCACCAGCUUCAGGGACAAGGACAUGGACACCUGCACCCUCUGGGUCAAAGAGAGUCCUCCUCCUGGCUCCGUCUCCGGUCUCUUCAGGUUCAGACGCUGGCUGUUUCCCGCUCUGAUGGUCGCCCUGGUGAUCGUCCUCAUCCUGGUUCUGGGAGUCACUAACUCGAAGACGUCCAGCCGGCUGUGGACUGCAGAGGAGGACAUGUCCAUCCUGGCCGACAGGAUGGAGUCCCUGAACGCAUCGCUGCAGCAGAGUCACGAAUCCAUUAAAGACCUUCAACACCUGCAGAGGUCCAUUCAGGACAACAAGGACCAGCUGGCCUCAGUGUCUACAGCCCUGCAGCAGCUGGCGGUUCUGGACUCUCUCAGCCCCGUGGACGGGCUGAAAUGUUCCCUGCAGCGGAUCGUCAGCAACAGCUCAGCAACGGGACCGUGCUGUCCCGUGGACUGGACCCGGUUCGGAUCGGACUGCUACUUCUUCAGCCGGCACCAGAUGAACUGGAACCAGUCCCGGAUCUGGUGUGAGAGGAACAGCGCUCACCUGGUGAUCCUGCGCAGCGACCAGGAGUGGGACUUUGUGACCAAGACGUCGGUUCCUCACUUGUACUGGGUCGGCUUGACUGAUGGGAGGACUGGGAGGUGGGAAUGGGUGAACCAGACGCCUUACACCAUAGAGCGCAGGCGCUGGGUUCCCGGCCAGCCCGACGCCUGGACGGGUCACGGUUUGGGUCCUGAAGAUGAAGACUGCGCUCAUCUCCAUAAGAACGGGCGUCUCAACGACAUCCACUGCAGCACCGGCCUUCGCUUCAUCUGCCAGAGAAGCAGCAUGAACACCUGAACACACCUGGACUCAGGCUCCGCCCACAACCCGCCGCCAUGAAGGCACAGCAGACCUGACCGGACUUCACCGGACCGGACCAGUUAGAGACUCUGACACCAGAUGAUGAUGAUGAUGAUGAUGAUGUGGCAUUAAAGGAACAUCUGGAAACUUCA
Molecule: messenger RNA, 1226 nt
Organism: Poeciliopsis prolifica (blackstripe livebearer)
Lineage: Eukaryota; Metazoa; Chordata; Actinopteri; Cyprinodontiformes; Poeciliidae
Product: C-type lectin domain family 10 member A-like
Source: RefSeq, a predicted model, not a curated record